Tarenaya hassleriana is the source of this 495-nucleotide messenger RNA. RefSeq names its product protein CRABS CLAW-like. The transcript has 4 exons. Gene Ontology annotation, cellular component: nucleus. Lineage: Eukaryota; Viridiplantae; Streptophyta; Magnoliopsida; Brassicales; Cleomaceae. The record is from RefSeq and is a predicted model, not a curated record. The coding region runs from base 98 to 463 and encodes 121 amino acids. Gene Ontology annotation, biological process: cell fate commitment; multicellular organism development; style development.
AUAAUAAGUGUAGUGUGUGUGUGUGUACUUUGAGUAUACGUUCGAAUACAUCACACGUUAUCUAAUCUGUGAUAUAUUCUAAUUAAUAGUAUAUACAAUGGGAGGGAUGUAUACUGAUUUAGGGUUAAAGCAGAUGCAGAGCUUCUGUGGCAACAAUGAGUUCAAGAAGGGAAGUUCAUCUUCGUCAUCUUCCUCGUCCACUUCGAGCUACCAACCACUGUCUCCUAGAGAACCUUUUGUGGUUAAACCGCCCGAGAAAAAGCAGAGGCUUCCAUCGGCUUACAAUCGGUUCAUGAGGGAAGAGAUACAACGUAUCAAAGCUGCGAACCCGGAGAUCCCACAUCGUGAAGCUUUCAGCACCGCCGCCAAAAACUGGGCUAAGUACAUUCCGAACUCUCCUACUUCCAUCGCUUCGGCAGGCAAAACCAUCAACGUAAGUAGUUGUCUGAAUAUGUAUGCUUAAAUCAUCAUACGACAUUGAUAUCCAUACAUACA